Coturnix japonica (Japanese quail) is the source of this 921-nucleotide messenger RNA. RefSeq lists its product as uncharacterized. The record is from RefSeq and is a predicted model, not a curated record. NCBI's taxonomy places the organism in Eukaryota, Metazoa, Chordata, Aves, Galliformes, Phasianidae.
UGUGUGUGUGUGUGCACAUGCGUGUGUGCACAUGAACGUGGGCUGGCCCAGCCUCCCAGAGCACAGUGCCCACAUUGCAGGAGCGUCGCCUCGCCUUGCAGACACCAUGGUCCCGCGGGCCUGCUGCUUGUUGGUGGGGCUGUGUGCGCUGCUCCCUCAUGCCACCCCCCAGCAUGACCCCCAUGGGGACCCUGAGCGCUGUGGCAUCACCUUCCAUGCCCCAGACCCCUGCCGUCCACCCCAUGUGUCAUCCUCUCUUGCAUCCCGUGAGGAGCUGGAACAUCUGCAGAGCCUCCUGCAGCAGAACAGGGCUACGCUGCAGGAUGUGGAGGCAGCAGCGGUGCUGGAGGAACCCCAAACCCGAUACCAGGAUGUGAUCAAUGAGGCCCUGCCCGCCAUCCGUGGGGCCAACCAGGAGUUUGGGGAGAGCCUGGACAACGUGCGCAGGGAGCUGGAGGCUCAUAUGGCCCAGAGCGAUCACCCACAGGUGGUGGAGAAGAGGGAGAAGCUGCGCAAGGACAUCCGCCUGGUGGCCCACGUGCUGAAUCUCACCUCUCACCUUGCCCACAUCCUCGACGCCUCCUCCCAGCGCCUCCAGGAUGAGCUGAGCCGCCUCCUGCAGCGCUCAACCGCCCGUGUUGCUGCUGCCCAGCCAUAGGACAUGGGCAGGGCUCUGCCUCUGCUCUCCGUACAUCCUUGCUUGCUGGUAGGAUGCUGCUUUGCACCCACGCUGGAUCAUUUGUGCUGCUUUCAAGGAGUCCUUUUGCAGAGGGUGUUUGCAAAGCAAGGUGGGCACUGGGUGGGGUGGGGGGCUGCAGCGUGCUGUGCAAGACCUCAUCCACGUGAUGCCCAUCACUCCGAGUAUUUAAUACAUUAGUGUGGUAGGAGCUCUGCCUCUGUAUGGGGGGGUGGAAGGGGAUG